CAGUAGCGCUGGUAGUUGCUGUGGGUACGGAAAUGUGUCAUCCGCGGGCAGCCUCAAGCAAGCGCCAGCCGAAUCGAGGCAGACGCGCUCUGAGAACUUGAGGUUUGCGGUGUAGUAGCCUGUGAUGCGAUCAUACAGCCCGCUCAUGUAGGAGCUACGUCAGCGCCAACACUACCACAUAGUUACGUUUAAAUGGAGCAGCGAGUCCUUGGUUUAGCGCAUUGGUACGGAUGUUCACAUGGGUGAGAUGCGAAGCGGUGAGUGACUGAAAUUAUCUGCAGGAUUGUCCAGACCAAAGGCCUGCAAUAACCCGACAGAUGAUCAACGAUGUGACCGAUAUACACUACCUUACCACAACCUACGCGAUUUCUUGCACCAGGUCCUGAAGAGUGGUGCGUUGGUCGCCCAGAGUUUAAUGCACCCCAAACUUCAUCCUCUGGCCUCGAGGACGACGACUGGUGGCUGUCUGCCUCUUUGUGUGCCCAAGUAGUGCCCACCUGCACGCCGCACGCUUCAGGUGCCAUGCAGGCAUAACGGGUGCUGAGCAGGGCACCCAAGGUCAUCGGGAGGAGUGAAGGGCAGUGAGAGCGGGCACUGCAGUAGCGGGCACCCAGGACAGGACACAGGACCUAUCUGUCUCUGGGCACAGGACUCGGGUACGGGCACAGAGGGGUGGGCACAGACUUCGUGGACGAUGACCAGCCUUUUCCACCGCACCAUCUCCAGGUCGCAUGGCGCAAGCUCUCCCCGCACGGGCAGUGGCAACAGCAACAGCAGCAGCAGCGCCCCUAGCAGGCCGCAGCGGGUAGUGCACCGGCUGGAGUUCAACCAGGCCAUGGGCGACUUCCGGACCAUGUUCCCCGGUGUGGAGCGGCAGGUGAUCGAGUGCGUGCUGUGGGCCAACAACGGCGUGGUGGAGGCCACCAUAGAGCAGCUGCUGCAGAUGAGCCUGGACGGUCAGGGCACCGACGACAGCUCCGACUCAGAGGACAGCAUUCCGCCAGAGAUCCUGGAGCGAACCCUAGAGCCAGAUAGCUCAGAUGAGGAGCCCCCGCCUGUCUACGCCCCUCCCUCCUACGACAUGCACAUCUACGACAGGAAGUACCCUGCUGACGUCCCCAACACGCCCCCACCCAGGUUUGAUGCCCAUCCCCCACCCGGGCACCAGCCCGGGAGUGGCUACAGGAAUUGGAACCCGCCGUUGCUAGGCAACCUCCCGGACGACUUCCUGCGGAUUCUGCCCCAGCAGCGUGACAGUCUGCAGCGAUCCCACAGCAGUCUCUCUCAGCCUUCCUCCUCCUCCUCUUCAUCGCUGUCCUCGCUGUCUCUGCCCCCGGUCCCCUCUGGCGGUGCGGCGCAGGCGGACGCGUGCGGCAGCGGCAGCGGCGGCGGCGAGCAGGAGAGGGUUCUGGGACGGCGCCUGGAGGACGAGGAGGACCGGCGGCUGCGCCAGUACCUGGAGGACGAGCGCGUCGCUCUCUUCCUGCAGAACGAGGAGUUCAUGAGGGAGCUGCAGCGCAACCGGGACUUCCUCAUCGCCCUGGAGAGAGGAGACCACUCUGCGGCAGGUUCUGGCGAGCCCCUCCCAACGGCCUCAGAUGAUGCUCUUUUCCGUGACAAACUCAAGCACAUGGGCAAGUCCACAAGGAAGAAACUGCUGGAAAUUGCAAGAUCCUUUUCUGAGAAAACUCGGAGGAGGAAGAACAAGAAGAAGGCCCUGCUGAAGCAUCACUCACUGGGCUCUGCUGCCUCCACUGCCAACCUGCUGGAAGAUGCUGAGGGACCAGCGCCCGAGGGGGACUGCCAACUCAAGACACCCGACACUCAGGAAGAGGAGACAAAACAAAACAAGGAAGUACUCUCAUGAUUGUUCCAUCUAGUUCAUGAGUUCUUUGACGACAACAGCCAUGUGUCUCUGAAUCUAAGACUUCCACAUAAACCUGAAGUAUUUUGAGGUGGAACACAAUUCAAGCCAUGUGGAUGAAGCCCUUACUUUAUCACAUCAUGAAGAGAAAGGUGUUGCGCACAAUUAAUUCUGUGUGAGUUUUGCUUCUGUAAAUCGUCUUAUGAAGAUCAUUCAUACAUUUUUGUUAUUUCGCCCAUCUCACUGAUUUGACCUCCUGAUUUGUGUUUGGAAUCUGGUUUGUACUUCAAACUGUGCAAGGAAGUGGGAUCUUCCUGGUGAGUCACCCCCAGAGGUGUAAACCCUACUGCACAACUAAAGAUGUUUAUGUUUAUGUACAUGCCAAACCUCUACUCAUGAAAUUAGUGCUUAUGACCAGUCGGUCAUAUUUUAUUCCCGAAACAGAAAUAUCUCCAGAAUUGCCUAACUUCCUAACCUUAUUGUUAACUCUAUUCACAACAUUACAAAAUCUCAAACUCGUAAGUCUUCAUUUAUAUUAAGUUGUUAGCUAACCCUUUUAUCCAACGCUUGAAACUGUCUACACAGUUAUCCAACUGUUACCAUACAAAGGCCUUGAGAACUGCCCCAAAUGGACUAAAGCCUUGAAGAUCAGUAAAGUUAAACCACACAAACUUUAGGGCUCAGCUGGUUGAGACAAGUCCUUUAUAUCGAACAUCUAGACAUCACCUUGUGUCUAUGUGGUGCUCAUUUCCGUUAAGCACACUGGUAUCAUUCACCCCAUGUGUUUAAGAAAUUCUGUUUCUUUCUUUCUUUCUUUCUUUCUCUCUUUUUUGGUUUGUGGGAUUAUUGUAUUUUUUACAUAGCCAGCUAACAGUUAAUGUCUGAUGUCAAAACACCACUAUGCUGAAACUCAUAACAGCACGUACAUCAGCGCUGGAAAAUAACAUUGGAAAGCUUUGAGUGUGUAUCACUAACCAAAUGUAUGUGUGUGUUUGGUAGUAUGCAUUCUAUCUAUGACUGCAACAGCUAGGGCAGCCAGACAGCUACAGUGCUACACUUUAAAAUCAUGCCCCCAGAGUGUAGCACUGUAGCUGCCUGGCUACUCUAGCUGUUGGCUACAGAAACUCGAGCUAGGUAGCACAGAUUUUUAUUUAUUUUUUUUCAUACCGACAGUAGUCGUGACCUCAAGAAAAAGAGAUCUAUGUGAAAAAUUGCCAGGAUUUUCCUUUAAGGUUUCUCUCAAAACGCACAGAGGGAAGCAUAGAGAUGUUAUCAUUCAUUUGGUCCUGUACUGAACGCCUCUCUCAGUUUGUUGAAUUGAGGAUGGCACUGGUAUGCAUGUGUAGGCUAUAAGUUCAUGUCAAUAGCGUGGUGGGAAGAGUAAGGCCAAUCAUGUGCAGACUGAUGGCCCGUUCUUAUGAUAUUAUAACUUGCUCAGGGAGAAUCUUUUGCUAUCCUUUGUUUUUGUUUUCUGCUGAAAUUAUAUUUUAAACAUGCAUAUCCUCUGG
Messenger RNA from Alosa sapidissima (American shad), 3372 nucleotides. Its product is annotated as CUE domain-containing protein 1-like. Gene Ontology annotation, molecular function: ubiquitin binding. The record is from RefSeq and is a predicted model, not a curated record. NCBI's taxonomy places the organism in Eukaryota, Metazoa, Chordata, Actinopteri, Clupeiformes, Clupeidae. The transcript is spliced from 11 exons. The coding region runs from base 695 to 1867 and encodes 390 amino acids.